Auanema sp. JU1783 is the source of this 417-nucleotide messenger RNA. The record is from the annotation of a GenBank genome assembly. Lineage: Eukaryota; Metazoa; Nematoda; Chromadorea; Rhabditida; Rhabditidae.
AUGCCAUCAUUCAAUUUAUCACAAAUUUUCUUCAUCGUCGUUUUGCUCACAGCAACAUCUGCCAGUUCCAUAAGGGCUAAACGCCAGCUCAGUCCGGCUGUGUCUUUGGAAGAACGUCUUCCAUUCCUUAUGACCUACGGAAAUUCAGAAGGUUCUGCUUUCAAGAGGUCACCUCUAAGCGUUCAGCUUAAACGGCAUAUUUCUCCAUCAAUUGAUGUCGAACAAGAUUUGGGACAGAUGAGAACAUUGAUGGAUAUUGGAAAAAGACAGAUAAGCAUCACUGAUGACAUCAACAAAGAUGUUGAGCUAUACAACAGGCUGUUCAGUGCUGGCAAGAGAGCUAUUUCUCCGGCUCAUGAUCUUCAAUCAGCUCUUUCAUUCUCUGAUUACUUGGAAAGAGCUGGUCGAAGAAAGUAA